CAAACUAAUUAUUUUAUUAUCCCAUCCGUCCUCACACAUAUUAACCGUUUUGUUUCUUCUACCAAUUACUGUGUGAAAAGUAUUAGUAUAAUUGACGUCCAAACCAAGAUUUCUGAUGAUUCAAUGAUCUCCCGUAUAAAAGACCAUCUGAUAUUUAAGAAUAUUUCGAGAAUCUCGUUGUUUAUCGUGUAAUAGGUUUCCAAUCUGAAGAAAAGGCCUCGACUGAAGCCUGCACGUGCACGCGCACGCACACACACACACACACACACACACUAUAACAUGGCACGAUUGGCUGUGAUAUAAAAGCAGAGUAAAUUGAGUGAGAUGGCGAUGAGAUUUACUCAGUGAUUGGGGAUGGAAGAACUGAUCAAAAGUCAGUCAGACGUUGUUGGUAGACUGGCAUUCAAAUACAUGAUGUGUAAAGUAGACUCCAGCUCAGACUCAGAGUCCGAGUCAAACCCGAGAUGGUCUGAUGUCAGCAGCAAGGGCUGUGAGAGCAGUGCUCCAGAAGCUCCUCAGAAACUCCAGCGCUUCACUGGACAUCACUACCAGCAGAGCCUGGAUCCUUACGAUGGAAGUUCUGAAGACUCUGGUUCUUCUGCUGAAGGGUCAAAGAAGCAAAGGCCCGGCGGGAUCCGGGUGAAAGAGACGAGCCGUAGAUCUGCUCCUGGAGAAGUGAGGUCGAGGUCAGAUGCUGCAGAUGUUCAGAUGCGGUCAUCCAGUGACUCGGAGCAGGAGACGCCGGGCCAGAGCUUCUGCUCUUCCUGUAAGACCCUGACGAGUGUGAAAGCAGACCUGUCUGACUCUGGCUUCAACACCAGAUCCUCCCUGAACUCUCCUGCGGUGGCCUCCACCAGAGACACCGGGUCUCCAGACAGUCCUGCUCUCCAGGCAGCGUUCUCCAAGAGGAAGUUCUUCCCUCCGCCGGGCGAUGUGGACGACGGGAUGCAGAGGAAGAGGCAGUGCAUCAGUGAUAUGGAGCUGGAGAGCGUGGCUUUCUGAGGUCACCACACAACAUUGACUACAGAUUCACCGCAUGUGUGGCUUUGUUUAGUCGUUUGGAUAUAGAGACCCUAAUAAGAGGGAAAGAGGUUUGUUAAAACCCAUUUGAGAAGAGUUCUUCAUUCCCGACUUCAGGUGCAACACAAUAAAUCAAGACUAAUAAACCUAAACUUUAUUCAUGA
This is a messenger RNA of Carassius carassius (crucian carp), 1184 nucleotides long. RefSeq lists its product as uncharacterized. The record is from RefSeq and is a predicted model, not a curated record. Lineage: Eukaryota; Metazoa; Chordata; Actinopteri; Cypriniformes; Cyprinidae. The transcript is spliced from 4 exons. Bases 355 to 1002 code for a protein of 215 amino acids.